This is a messenger RNA of Rattus rattus (black rat), 2545 nucleotides long. It is a transcript of the gene Kcnk2, whose product is annotated as potassium two pore domain channel subfamily K member 2. NCBI's taxonomy places the organism in Eukaryota, Metazoa, Chordata, Mammalia, Rodentia, Muridae. Gene Ontology annotation, biological process: stabilization of membrane potential; potassium ion transmembrane transport. Gene Ontology annotation, molecular function: potassium ion leak channel activity; outward rectifier potassium channel activity. Bases 698 to 1978 code for a protein of 426 amino acids. The record is from RefSeq and is a predicted model, not a curated record. Gene Ontology annotation, cellular component: membrane. The transcript has 7 exons.
CGGAAAGGAGGGAAGAGCAGCGGGUGAGGCAAGGGGAGAGUGGAGCUUCGGGCCAGGCGGGCCACCCCGGGCCACACCCCCACCUUGCAGGCGCCUGGCGGGGCUCGAGCCAGGCGGGGCGCCGCACAAAGACAUGCGGAGAGGGGCUGCGCGGGGCCGUGGCACAAAGACACCAGGGUGCUCGGCCGAACUGGCUGCAGUGAUCGCCCCCUCGCCGAGCCCCGGGGCAGAGCCGAGCUGCCGGCCCAGCGCACAGAGUCACGGGCCGAGCGCACCCAGGGCCCGCGCGGGACCCCAGGCGGCCACACAGUCGGGGUGACCCAACGGCGAGGGGGCGUCGUCGUCCGAGCCCAACUUGGCCUCGGCCUCGCCCUCUGCCCAGCCUGCCGCCGCUGGUGUCCCCUCCUUCCCGCGAUUUCGUUUCUUCUCACGCUCCCCCCCCAUACCCCUCCCGCCUCCAGCCCCGCUCUCCCCACCUUGUAAAACAAAGCCGGGGAAAAUGCCUGCCCGUGCAGCUCGGAGCGCGCAGCCCGUCUUGGAAUAAGGAGUGAGUACAAUGGCGUGUUGGUAAAAAAAAAAAAAAAAGAGCAAAGAAAGAAAGAAAAGAGAAAAGAAAAGAGAGAGAGAGAGAGAAAGAAAAGAGAAAAGCAUCAAGUCUGUGUUAAAACAAACAAACAUUUUGAAUGCUGCAUGCCUCAUGCUUGCCAGCGCCUCGCGGGAGAGACCCGGCUAUACCGCAGGAGUGGCGGCCCCUGACUUGCUGGAUCCCAAGUCUGCUGCUCAGAACUCCAAACCGAGGCUCUCGUUCUCUGCAAAACCCACCGUGCUUGCUUCCCGGGUGGAGAGUGACUCGGCCAUUAAUGUUAUGAAAUGGAAGACGGUCUCCACGAUUUUCCUGGUGGUCGUCCUCUACCUGAUCAUCGGAGCCACGGUGUUCAAGGCGUUGGAGCAGCCUCAGGAGAUUUCUCAGAGGACCACCAUUGUGAUCCAGAAACAGAACUUCAUAGCCCAGCAUGCCUGCGUCAACUCCACCGAGCUGGAUGAACUCAUCCAGCAAAUAGUGACGGCCAUAAAUGCAGGGAUUAUCCCCUUAGGAAACAACUCCAAUCAAGUUAGUCACUGGGACCUCGGAAGCUCUUUCUUCUUUGCCGGCACUGUUAUCACAACCAUAGGAUUUGGAAACAUCUCCCCACGAACUGAAGGUGGAAAAAUAUUCUGUAUCAUCUAUGCCUUGCUGGGAAUUCCCCUCUUUGGCUUUCUACUGGCUGGGGUUGGGGAUCAGCUUGGAACCAUAUUUGGAAAAGGAAUUGCCAAAGUGGAGGACACAUUUAUUAAGUGGAAUGUUAGUCAGACCAAGAUUCGUAUCAUCUCGACCAUCAUCUUCAUCCUGUUUGGCUGUGUCCUCUUCGUGGCUCUCCCCGCCGUCAUAUUCAAGCACAUAGAAGGCUGGAGUGCCCUGGACGCCAUCUACUUUGUGGUCAUCACUCUGACCACCAUUGGAUUUGGCGACUACGUGGCAGGGGGGUCGGACAUUGAAUAUCUGGACUUCUACAAGCCCGUUGUGUGGUUCUGGAUCCUCGUUGGGCUGGCCUACUUUGCGGCUGUUCUGAGCAUGAUUGGAGACUGGCUACGGGUGAUAUCUAAGAAGACGAAGGAAGAGGUGGGAGAGUUCAGAGCGCAUGCCGCUGAGUGGACAGCCAAUGUCACAGCCGAGUUCAAGGAAACAAGGAGGCGGCUGAGUGUGGAGAUCUAUGACAAGUUCCAGCGUGCCACGUCCGUGAAGCGGAAGCUCUCUGCAGAGCUGGCGGGUAACCACAACCAGGAACUGACUCCGUGUAGGAGGACCCUGUCGGUGAACCACCUGACCAGCGAGAGGGAAGUCCUGCCUCCCUUGCUGAAGGCUGAGAGCAUCUAUCUGAACGGUCUGACACCACACUGUGCUGGUGAAGACAUCGCUGUCAUUGAGAACAUGAAGUAGCUCUCUCUUGGAAGUCUGAGGCGGAGCCCUAGGGAAGGGCUUCUCUAGGCUCCUGGUGACUGUUGCUGGUAGCAUCUAAACGUUGUGCAUGAUGAGCUCAAAGGGAAAGCAGAUAGAUUCACCCAUCUGGUCACCUUACAUCCAGGGAGUGUGGAGUCCUGAGGCGGCACUCAUGAGGAGGCUCCUGAGCUGUCCCACUGAGUGGCGAGUGACGGACGGGCAGUGUCUGAUACCUUUUUUGUGCCCAGACUGUUUCCCUUCCCCUCUCUCCUAAUGUGCCAUAAGGCCUCUGAAUGAAUCGGAAUGCUUUGCUAGUCGUGGAGUUUGGAGGGAUCAGCCCUUGGUCCUUCAGGGUUCACCUAACUGAGCCUGGAUACCUGACCACUUAGGAAUGACAACAUUUCUUUUUGUAAAUGGCAAGAGAUUCUUACGCAGCCUUUUACCUAAGAAAUUUUCUGCCAGUGCCUUAUCUUAUGAAGAAACAAGACCCUGUCUGGUGGGCUUGUGGUUCCCCCUCCCCACCCUCACCCUGGGCUCACCUCUGCUGACUCUCACCCCCCCCCCUUG